AUGGGGAAAAGCGAGUCCCUCCAGACUGAGGUGGAGACGUCCUCCUAUGUUCUCAACGUGACCGGCUACUGCCCUCCACUGCAGGCCGUGUCCUCCUCUCUGAGCGUGGACAACCAGGAUCUGUCUCUGGAUCUGAGCCAGUCCUGCAGCGUCCCGCGUCUCUCUGGGACGCUGAGGCACUCCUUCGCCAGGCUGAGGAGUCGGGGUCUGCCAGAGAUGGUCUCAGUGCAGGCCUCCGCUCCUCCAGGCCCCGAACAGCCCGGAGGUCUGAGGGUCACCAGCAAGUCAGGAAAUCACAGGUUUGAAGGUGAAGCGGUGGUGCAGAUGGAGGAGUGUGCAGUCAGCACUGCUGGAGCUGUGCUCACGCAGCCUGGCCUGCAGGGGUCGCUGCUGUACCACAACAACUGCUCAGUGUUCCAGAUAGAGCGUGGUUCUGCCGAUGGGGAGACCUUCACCUUACAGUCCCAGUUCGGGGCUCAGCAAGCAGGACUGAGACUUAAGGUGAAAAUUCUUCCGAUGACCAAAGAUAUGAGAGGAACAGUGUGGCACAGCUGGACGUGGCUGCGUGACAGAGGACUCCCGCUUCAUGUGGAGGGUCUUUGCUCCAUCCAGGGCGUCUUCCCUCAGCUUCGGUCCAGGGCUCAGCUCUCUGUGGACAGACACAAGCUUCUGGCCUCCGGCUUCAACCUCAGCAGUGCAGACGGACAUCUGGCUGCACUCCUCUCCUACUCGCCUUCAGCUUUUAAUCAAACAAGCUCACGGCACAGCCUGGACACUGCUCUGGCUGUUCAGUUCAAAGGUCCUCUGCAGAGCGCCUCGUUGGCUGCUCACGGUCGGGACUGGAGGGUUCGGGUGGUGGGGGACGUCGGGGGUUUGGGGUCACAGGGUGGGACGAAGGAGGCCAGACUCACAGUAAAACACACCAUACAAGGACAAGCUAACCCCGCCUUGCAGGUCGAGGCCUGGGGGAGACUGACCGAGUCCCAGCUGAGGUGCUCCAUGGCGGUGAACCCUGAACUCAGCCACUCGCUGGCGCUCAUCGUCCAGGGACACUAUGUGCCUCACAGCAAGGACCUCAUGGUGAAGGUGGCUCAGAACGUCCCGGGAAUGCUGGUCUAUUUGCCCCCUCAGCUCAGUGUCCGCUCUCAGCUGAACCAGUCUGAGUCCAGCGUGGCGGCUCUGGUGGAGGCGUCCUCCGGCAGGAAGAGGCUGUGGGCUCUGGGCGAGCUGGCAGCGACUGGCAGUGGAUUCAGACACGCUGUCGACGUGAAACACUCAUACCCACAGCUGAAGCCGCUCCCCAGGACGGUCACGGUGAGGACGGAGUAUGAGGCCCGGAGAUGGAGCUACCAGGUUCGGCAUGCAGCCGUGUGGGGUAAUCAGGAGUUCAGCCUGUCUGGCCGCUACUCCGCUCCGCCAGCGCUGGAGCUGGACAACCACACCGUGAGCGUCCAGAUCGUCUGCGUCCCCCGUUUGACCAGUUUGGAGGUGACUCUGCAGCGUUCGUUACGUGGAGGACUGGACCGUGUCCUGCUGGGCUGGAUGAGACAUGGACAGCUGCAGCAGGUCGGCGCUCUCAGGUCGUGGAGUUGCUCCGAGGCGGUGAAUCAGACCACGCUUGAGCUCGAGCAGCCGUUUUCAGCCGCUCUCAGCCGGUUAUCCCUGAACACGGUGUCGCGCAGCUCACCGAGGGAGCAGAGCAGCAGCCAGCAGACGCAUCUGUCCUGGGGCAGCGGCGUCCCUGUUAACGUCUCUCUCAGCCUGAACAAGCAGUGGCAGAAGAGCUCCAGCAGGGGGCAGGCGUGCGCCCUGCUGUCAGCACAACAGAUAGCAGGGUCUCCUGUUAAAGGCUGUGUGUCCGUGAGGCAGGAGGGAAACUCAUAUUUACAAAAUGCAGAGUUAAGAUGGGACAACAGGAGCGUCAAGCAAAGCAUGAACUACCAGAGGGGAGUGCAGGGAACACACACCGUCCAGGUGAACAUCAGCCUGGACCGAGUGUCCACUGCACCCUGUCACUCACACACACUGCAGGCCAAAGUUCACACCAACCUCCGUGACCGUGUGGAGCACGCCGUGCUGCUGGGCCUCUGCCCUUCUCAGCCCAGUCUGUCCUGGUCAGGAGCUCACCGGAUGAACUCCGGAGACGAGCUGUUUCACACUCGCUCGCUGCUCUCGGUGGCCGGCCGGCCGGCCCACUGCAGCUUCGCUCUGGCGCUGACCAACUCCUCCGGCGCUCAGGGCUCCAACGUGUCCCUGUUCUCCGAGUCUAGGGUGGGUAAUUGGAGUGUGGACGUGAGGGGUGACGCCCUCUCUUGGCCCCAAGGCUUAGGUGUCCAGAUCCGAGCCUCACUGGACCACCGGGACCACAUCUGGCUGAGCGGGACCGUCCAGGGGCCAUGCCUUCAGACCACAGCUGGCUAUGUGAACGGAACAGAAGUCGGUGAGGACCUCACUGUGAAAACCUGCCUGGAACCAGAUCGCAGUUUGAUGCUGGAAGUGAGGAGGAGCGGCGGCAGUGGGAAGCCGGAGCCUCUGGGCAUCGUGCUGCUCGGCGCCGUCGAUCAGAAGCUGCUGCUGAAAGCCAGCGGCUGCUUGGGGGCUUUAACCGCUGCAGAGGAGCGAGUUCACUAUUUGACUGCUCACAUCCGGAACAAGCUUUUGCAGAGAAUCAAAACAUUUGAGAGACUGCUGGUGGAGUUCAGACAGCAGGCCAGAGGCAGCCGGCUGCUGCAGGGGCUGACGGCGUUGCCUCUCCAGGCCUCGCAGCGCGCCGAGGCGGCGCUGGGUCGGGGGGACGGAGGCGUGCUGGAUCUCUGGAGGGCCAGCGCGCCGCGGCGCCUCCUGACCGCCGCCCUGCCGCGUCUCCUGGCUCAGCUGCAUCAGGCGUCGCUGCUGGGACAGCAGGAGCUGAGGAGGCCGCUGGCCACGCUGGCAGGCGUCUACCAGGACGUGACGGGCCAGAGGCUGGAGGCCGUGUGGAGGCAGGAGGUGCUGCAGUGGGCGGAGGGCCUGCUGGUGGAGAUCCUGCCCGCUCUGCUGCAGAACCCUCAGCUGCGGCCGCCGUGCCAGGCCGCCGCCGCCGCCGCCGGCCUGGCCCUGGACCUGGCAGGUCAGCACACCUACCACUGGACGGAGGGCAGGCUGGCGGCGGCGCUGUCCGGAGUGAGGAAACGACUUGCUUCCGUCUACAAACUGUCCCCCAGCGAGUGUUCGCUGACGGUGUCGGUGCCGCUGCCGUCUCCCCCCCGGCCGGGGGCGGCUGGAUCCGGGUUUAUAGGGAUCCUUCUGGAGGAGUGGAUCCUGAGGCCUCUGCAGACCCUGGUCUCUCUCAGCCCCGGCGCCGAGCUCUACCGUCUCAAGAGGAAGAUCAUGGACGGCCCCUUCGCACACCGAGCUCUGCUGGUGGCAGAUCAGUUCGUCGUGACCUUUGACGGUCACCUGUACGAGCUGCCAGCCUCGUGUCCGCUGCUCCUCGCCCGGGACGCCGCCGGCGCCGACCCCUCGUUCACGCUGCUGCUCGGGACGGACCCCCGCACCUUCCUCCUGGUGCAGAUGAAGAACGCCUCUGUCCACGUCACGCGGAGCGGCCAGGUGAAGGCUGACUGCGACGCCGCCGCUGCACACACACUUCACAGCGACAGCCGAGUGACUGUCAGGAAACACUCCAACACUCUGCAUGUGUGGAGUCACGACGGAGUCUCAGUGUCGUGUGAUCUGUCGGCUGAAGUGUGCAGCUUCACCCUGGAUGGAUGGCUGCAUGGUUCGUCUGCCGGCCUGUUGGGGACCAACGACAACGAAGCAGGAAAUGAUUUCCCCUUACGUGACGGAUCUCAAGCGGAAAACAUGGAGCAGUUUUUCCAAAGUUGGCAGAUGAAACCAACGUGUCCCGGAUCUAAAGCGUCGCCGGCCUCGAGCCCAGUCACCUGCCACUUCCUGUUUUCUUCCUCGGAUUCUCCUCUGAGUUCCUGUUUCAGAGUGGUGGAUCCCAUUCGGUUCCUGUCCGUGUGCGAGUCCAGCUCCUCCAGGGCGCCGUGCAGAUUGGCCUCUGCCUUUGUUCACCUCUGCCACUGGAACUACGUCCCUCUGGAAAUCCCCGUCCAGUGCUUGAAAGUAUAAAGGAAGAACGAGGCAUUGAAGAGCGAAGACGAUGUGACUUUUCCCACCGUUAACUGCUAAAAAAGAUACAUUUAUUCUCCUAUGCCACUCAUUCCAUAUAUUUUUGUUUUAUGCUCGACUGAACAGACGGAUAACGCGACACGUCCUGUCAUGUAAACCUUCGUCGUAUUUAGACAAGAGGACAAUCAUGUGAAUGUUUAACUAUAGCAAGUAGAUUUAGGAAGUCUUCUUUCUAUUGUAGUUUCCUGUAGUCUGUAGUAAAAACACUGAAGAUGCUGAAAUCACAAAUUGAAGCAACCACAACAGCAGAUCCUGACCACAGCGCCUGGGUCACACAUUUAUUUUCUAACUCCAUUCAGUGCAUCCAUUUCAUUGUUGUGUGCCAAAAACACUUUUUUUUCCCCCCCGUUUUGCCAAAAGAAUGGGCUCACUGGAAAAUGGGAAUGUAGUUGUGUAUCUUGGACUUCUGUCUCUGCGUGACGCACUCGGCGAUCCAGACGAUGUUGCGGCUCUCCUGCUCCUUCAGUUUAACGUAGGAGUAAAACACUCCGAAGUGGAACUGCUGAAGGAAGGCGAGUGCAUUCAGCUUGACCUGAGGAGAAUAAA
Molecule: messenger RNA, 4722 nt
Organism: Salarias fasciatus (jewelled blenny)
Lineage: Eukaryota; Metazoa; Chordata; Actinopteri; Blenniiformes; Blenniidae
Exons: 29
Coding region: 1-4116 (1371 amino acids)
Source: RefSeq, a predicted model, not a curated record